Messenger RNA from Malurus melanocephalus (red-backed fairy wren), 4347 nucleotides. It is a transcript of the gene PTPRO, whose product is annotated as protein tyrosine phosphatase receptor type O. Gene Ontology annotation, biological process: peptidyl-tyrosine dephosphorylation involved in inactivation of protein kinase activity; negative regulation of canonical Wnt signaling pathway; axon guidance. The record is from RefSeq and is a predicted model, not a curated record. NCBI's taxonomy places the organism in Eukaryota, Metazoa, Chordata, Aves, Passeriformes, Maluridae. Gene Ontology annotation, molecular function: cadherin binding; Wnt-protein binding; protein tyrosine phosphatase activity. The transcript has 27 exons. Gene Ontology annotation, cellular component: plasma membrane; glutamatergic synapse; GABA-ergic synapse. The coding region runs from base 1 to 3798 and encodes 1265 amino acids.
AUGCUGCCGCAAUUCGCCAUUGCCGGGCACGGCUCGGAGCCGAGCGGAGGCGGGCGGGGGGCAGCGCCGGGGGUCCCGGGGGCAGAGGAGCAGCAGCCCCCCCUGCCCGGCCGCCCCCGCGGGCCGCGGCCGCCSUCCUCCCCGAUGCCCGAGCGCCGCCGGCGGGGGGCCCCGGGGGCCCGCUCCUGUCUGCUCUGGCUCUUUGUGUUGCUGAAGAAUGCAGAACCUUUCCAAGUCACCGUCCGAGAAGACAAUUGUAUAAUUGUCUCCCUGGAAGCAUCAGAUGUGGUGAGCUCAUCCUCUGUAUAUGUUGUGAAGAUAGCUGGAGAAUCCAAGAACUACUUUUUCCAGUUCGACGAAUUCAAUAGCACUUUACCCGCCCCUGUGGUUUUUAAUGCCAAAUACCAUGGCCUGUAUUACAUAGUAACCCUGUUGGUAGUGAACUCAAAUAUGGUUUCCAAGUCAGCAAGAUCAAUCACUGUGUUAACCAAACCGCUUCCUGUGAGCAAUGUUUCUAUCUAUGACUACAAACCAUCUCCAGAAACAGGAGUUUUGUUUGAAAUUCAGUACCCAGAGAAGUACAAUGUUUUUACYAGGGUAAAUAUAAGCUAUUGGGAAGGAAAAGACUACCGAACAAUGCUGUACAAAGAUUUCUUUAAAGGUAAAACAGUUUUCAAUCACUGGCUGCCAGGGAUAUGCUACAGUAAUAUCACAUUUCAGUUGGUGUCAGAAGCAACCUUCAACAAGAGCACGCUUGUGGAAUACAGCGGGGUCCAGCAUGAGCCCAAACAGCACAGAACAGUUCCUUACCCACCUCGAAACAUUUCUGUUCAGAUUGUACCAAUCAACAGAAACAACUGGGAAGAGCACAGUGGGAAUUUUGCAGAAGAAUCCUUCAUGGGAACACAAGAAAUCCUAAGGAAAGAGCAAGUCAGCCAUCCUUCUGACAGCCCWCCUGAAAUUCCAGCAGCAAACACAUCUGCAGCCUGGCUGGAYGGCAGCUCUAACAGCACCGAGUAUGAAACCACCUCACAGCCAUCGUGGUGGUCUAACGAAGCCGAGUCAUCCGAGGGGGAAGAGGAGUUUAUCAAUGCAGUGUCCAGUGAUUAUGAGGCCACUGAURCCAACAUGUCUGGCAGACCCACAGCAGAGCCCCCUCCCUUCCUUCCUGUGCAGAUGGUGCUGACCUGGUUACCCCCAAAGCCCCCCACUGCCUUYGAUGGUUUCCAUAUCAACAUUGARAGGGAAGAGAACUCAACGGAAUUUUUGACAGUGAGUGAGGACACUCACAAAUUUGUUGCUGAACUAAAAGAACCAGGAAAAUACAAGUUGUCUGUAACAACAUUUAGCUCCUCUGGCUCUUGUGAAGUYCGGGGAAGCCAAUCAGCAAAAACACUUAGCUUUUAUAUCAGUCCCACAGGGGAGUGGAUAGAGGAGCUCACUGAGAAGCCCCAGCAUGUGACGGUGACGGUGCUGAGCUCCACCACGGCCCUGACGUCCUGGACAGCGUCGCACGAGAACGGCGGCAACAGCACCAUCGUGUCUGUGCUCUCCCUCACCUGCCAGAAGCAAAAGGAAAGCCAGAGGCUUGAAAAACACUACUGCACUGAGGUGAAUUCCAGCAGCAGCCUCAUUGAAAAUCUUGUUCCUGGUGCCCAGUACCAAGUUGUGGUUUACUUACGGAAAGGACCGUUGGUUGGACCUCCUUCUGAUCCUGUCACAUUUUCCAUUGUGCCCACUGGAAUAAAGGAUCUGACGCUUUACCCUUUGGGACCUACUGCUGUGGUUCUGAGCUGGAACAGACCUUUCCUUGGGGUGUUCAGGAAAUACGUUGUAGAAAUGUUUUACUUCAACCCAUCAACGAUGACCUCGGAGUGGACGACGUACUAUGAAAUAGCAGCAACUGUCUCCUUGACUGCCUCUGUGAGAAUAGCCAACCUGCUGCCUGCUUGGUAUUACAAUUUUCGGGUCACCAUGGUGACCUGGGGGGACCCAGAGCUGAGCUGCUGUGACAGCUCCACCAUCAGCUUCAUAACAGCACCAGUGGCACCCAAAAUUACCUCUGUGGAAUAUUACAACCACCUUUUGUACGUCACCUGGACCUAUGGAGGAGAUGGUCCUGACCUUUCUCAUUCCAGAAUGCUGCAUUGGAUGGUCAUUGCAGAAGGAAAGAAAAAAAUCAAGAAGAGUGUGACACGCAAUGUGAUGACUGCGGUGCUGAGUUUGCCUCCGGGGGACAUUUACAACCUUUCAGUCACUGCUUGUACUGAAAGAGGCAGCAACACUUCUGUGCCCCAACUUGUGAAACUGGAACCAGCCCCUCCAAAAUCACUGUUUGCUGUCAACAAGACUCAGACCUCMGUGACUCUGCUGUGGGUGGAAGAAGGAGUGGCYGAUUUCUUUGAAGUCUAUUGUCAGCGCACUGGRUCYGGCCAGGAAAUGAAAGUCCAGGAGCCUGUUACCGUCUCUUCACAUGUCGUGACCAUUUCCAGCCUAACCCCUGCCACUUCCUACAACUGCAGCGUGACCACCUUCAGCCACAACAGCCCCAGCAUCCCCACAUUCAUUGCAGUUUCCACCAUGGUCACUGAGAUGAACCCCAAUGUAGUGGUGAUCUCCGUGCUGGCCAUCCUCAGUAUCCUCCUGAUUGGACUGCUGCUGGUCACUCUUGUUGUUCUCAGGAGAAAACACCUACAAAUGGCUAGGGAGUGCGGGGCUGGAACCUUUGUGAAUUUUGCAUCUUUAGAGAGAGAUGGAAAGCUCCCCUAUAACUGGCGUAGAAGUGUAUUUGCUUUCCUAACUCUGCUACCCUCAUGCCUUUGGACUGAUUAUCUUUUGGCAUUUUAUAUUAAUCCUUGGAGUAAAAAUGGAUUAAAGAAAAGAAAACUGACCAACCCUGUCCAAYUGGAUGAUUUUGAUGGAUACAUCAAGGAUAUGGCCAAAGAUUCAGAUUAUAAAUUUUCUCUGCAAUUUGAGGAACUAAAACUGAUUGGGCUUGACAUACCCCACUUCGCUGCUGAUCUCCCCAUGAAUCGCUGUAAAAAUCGCUACACAAAUAUCCUGCCAUAUGAUUUUAGUCGUGUCCGGUUAGUCUCAAUGAAUGAAGAAGAAGGAUCUGACUACAUUAAUGCCAACUACAUCCCUGGUUAUAAUUCACCCCAGGAAUACAUUGCAACCCAAGGACCACUGCCAGAAACUAGGAACGACUUUUGGAAGAUGGUUCUCCAGCAAAARUCACAAAUUAUUGUAAUGCUCACUCAGUGCAAUGAGAAAAGACGGGUGAAAUGUGAUCAUUACUGGCCUUUUACGGAAGAUCCUGUUGCCUAUGGGGACAUCACAGUGGAGAUGCUGAGCGAGGAGGAGCACACGGACUGGGUGUACCGGAGCUUCCGAAUCAGCUACGCCGAUGAGGUGCAGGAUGUGAUGCAUUUUAACUACACUGCCUGGCCAGACCACGGCGUCCCCACCACCAACGCUGCCGAGAGCAUYCUCCAGUUUGUACAGAUGGUCAGGCAGAAAUCAGCAAAGGCUAAAGGCCCCAUGGUCAUACACUGCAGYGCUGGCGUGGGACGGACGGGAACCUUCAUAGCCCUGGACCGGCUCUUGCAGCACAUCCGUGACCAUGAGUUCGUGGAUAUUCUGGGCCUGGUGUCUGACAUGAGGUCCUACAGAAUGUCCAUGGUGCAGACAGAGGAGCAGUACAUUUUUAUUCACCAGUGUGUGCAACUGAUGUGGCAAAAGAAGAAGCAGCAGUUCUGCAUCAGUGAUGUCAUAUAUGAGAAUGUCAGCAAGUCCUAGUUCAGAGGCACAGGUGGUGAGACCAUGAAGCACACCCAUCUUCCCUUGCUUCUGAUUUUUUUUCUGUUGAUGGUUUGAAUGGGCAGGUGUUGUGCCACGAGAGAUCGCUGCUUUGCRGUACACGGACAAUGAGGGAGAGAAACUUUUACCUUUCUGAAGCACUGGGGAGACAAAGCCUUAACGAGCCUGCGGUGUCUUUUGAACUGUUUAAUUUCUGGACAUUUUUUUUAAAYACUGGACCAAAAUCAACUAAACAACGUGAAGGAAAAGACACUAUAUGUGCAUAAGAUAGAUCGCUCCAGAGUGUUGGGGUUUUGUUUGGUACUUUUGGUUAAUUUCUUUUGUAAUUUUUAAUUUUUUUUCAGUGCAGGUUGGGCUUAAGGUUGAAGUAAGUGCAAUAUUUUUUUAAUGGUUGACUGAAGAGCUUUCUUCAUGUGUCACUGGUCUGUGCUAACGUCCCUAGGAGAGCAGGCAUUGUUAGUAUCUAAUAAUACCUCAUUAGUGAAUAGCGAGGCAUGAACAUACAUGAAGAAACCUGGAGAUUGUGAA